GUGAUGACGUCCUGCAACGUUGACGUUCACUUCAUCACAAGCUCCGUUCCGCUAAUUUUAAAUGUGUACAAAUUAAAUUCACCGCUCAUCGUCUGCUCCUCAACUCGAACCUGCACAUCAAGGGUCUGUGUGAUUUCCGCAGGGCAGGAGACAUGUGGAGGAGGUGAAAGGCGAGGAGUGCGGCAGUGAGACGGUGAAACCAUCCAAACCAAGAAUGUCUCUCAUGCUUUCCUCAAGUUUUUGUGAGAGUGACAGUGAAGCCAGCAACCCUGGCAGUGUUUACACAAUAGUAGAUUCAUCACAGAAGGACAUCCAGCGUGGGAACAACAAAGGGACUGCUGCCGCACAAACACAGAUGCCGAGCUCAAAGCCCAAGGCCAGGACGCUGGUUGCAUGCAGGCAGCUGCUUGAUGGAGACGAGGUGGCUUCUCUCAGCAACCAAUCUCCUCUGCCACUGCUAACACUAACGGGGACUCUGAGCGCUGACCCCAAAGGAAAAGCUUCACUUCAUGCAUCCAUCACUGCUGAAGCCUCCGUAUCAGCUGCCCAACAGGACAAAGCCGACACAUCAAGCAGAAAGCCUUCCAUUAUCAGCACAGAGGGGACAAGAAGUCAGUAUUACAAAGAGCUUUGCCUGCAGGUGGAGGAGAGGAAACAACAGCAGCAAAAGGAGAGAAGAAGAAACGCUGCUGAUGAUCAAAAGUUGUCCUCUUAUAUGCAGCACAUUGAGACCAUGCUGAACUCCACGUGGGGGAUGCCAGGAAGCGGGGCUCCAAACUACCACAGGGGCACAGCGAAAAGGACAAUGAGCCUCUACAGGGCCGGCAUUUUACCCCAAGAGCAGAUCCGCGAUAAAGUCCUCAGAGGGGUCCCCUUCCACCGCCUGUGAAAUGAAAGACCAACACAUCCCUCAACAGAGACGACGGAGAGAAACCACAGAGCAGCCAGGCAAAAUGUACUCUCUGACUUUUCUCUUCACAUACAGAACCUUUUGUUUUUGUUGUUGCCAUCAUGUUAUUUGGGCUUUCUUAGCAGCAAAUUCUGAUGGUUACAGAUCACUGCAGAAUAAAUCAAACCAAUAAGAACAAAAACAUCAAGAGUGUGAACAUUUUGAUUACAGAGCCAUGGGUUUGCCUAAUGUACAGGUGCCUUCAAGGGACAUAUUUUCCUCUUUCCAUACAGAGAAUGGACUCAUGGCCUUCAU
Messenger RNA from Labrus mixtus (cuckoo wrasse), 1204 nucleotides. RefSeq lists its product as uncharacterized. Bases 215 to 889 code for a protein of 224 amino acids. The record is from RefSeq and is a predicted model, not a curated record. NCBI's taxonomy places the organism in Eukaryota, Metazoa, Chordata, Actinopteri, Labriformes, Labridae. The transcript has 10 exons.